AUAGUCAGUCCACAGUACCGACAAGAGAUCGCAAGCACUUGGAGCAACAUGUUUAAGCUGAUCGUUCUUCUCGCCACUGUCGCCUACGCAUCGGCCGAAGGCCUAUAUUCCGGAUAUGGAGGACUGUACGGCUACGGCGGUUACGGCUAUGGUGGCUAUGGUUUAGGUCAUGGAGUGGCGUCGAUCUCACCAUACGUGCAUGCUCCAGUUGCGACUAGCUACGCCAAUACAUACAAGGUCGCGGUAGCUCCACCUAUCACUAAGUACAUUGCACCUGCCGUCACAAAAGUGGCGUACGCCACACCUAUCACGAAGGUAGCCUACGCUCCAACUUAUUCUGCGCCAUCAAUAAGUUAUGGCCACUAUGGAUACACGAUUCCACCGGUCACUUACGUUCACAGCGGUCUUGGAUAUGGUGGAUAUGGUCAUGGUCUUGGAUACGGUGGAUAUGGUCUCGGUAAUUAUGGCUACGGACUCGGCUAUGGUCAUGGUUAUGGAUAUGGUGGAUACUACCAUUGAAUGGGAUCAAACCAAAGUCUCGAGGAAUAAUGCUUUCUUCGACAAGUUUGUAAAUGGCUGGAGACGCAGCCUACCGUACUGCCAAAAAAAACAUUGUCAUCUGCUUUGU
Atta colombica is the source of this 628-nucleotide messenger RNA. RefSeq names its product cuticle protein 64-like. The record is from RefSeq and is a predicted model, not a curated record. The transcript is spliced from 3 exons. NCBI's taxonomy places the organism in Eukaryota, Metazoa, Arthropoda, Insecta, Hymenoptera, Formicidae. The coding region runs from base 49 to 519 and encodes 156 amino acids.